GAAGCAAUAAAAAAGCAGUGAUUUUUUACUUCAGAACUUAAAUUAGGCGAAGUUACCAGAAAGUAAGCCAUCAUCACAAAUGAAUUGCCCAAACUGUGAUAUGUCAACCUCGAAGUUUCCCACCCACUGUUCUCAGAGUGACAACGACGACAAAAGCAAAAAAAGAGGGCAAAAGGGUUCAUCGUGGACAUCCAAAACUUUAAACACCCAUCAAUUAUCAUUCUCCUCCUUUUCCAUCUGUCCUCCUUCCUCUCAAGUUCCAAACUUUCCCAUAUCCUGGUUUCUUCACUACUGACGUCCUAAGCCCUACUCUUCUCUUUCCUUCGAUUCCAAGUAUUGGAAUCGGUCAUCUUUUCCUGAUCAAAAAGUUCGAACCUUUUCCACGUCUGAUCAUCAUCAUCAGUUGUUUCAGUGAUCAGAGGGUUCCCCUCCCCAUGCCAACUCCUUACAAGCUCAGAGCUUAAUAACAUGGGGUGGAUGAAGCAGGACGGCGGUGGAGCGGUUGCGGUGGCGGUGGUGUUGCUUUUAGCGGCGGUGGAUGUUGUCCAUGGAGUUGGGGUGAAUUGGGGGACACAGGCGACUCACCCUUUGCCGCCUGCAACUGUGGUGAGGAUGUUGAAGGACAACGGAAUCCAGAAGGUGAAGCUGUUUGAUACAAACUCAUCUGCUCUCAACGCCCUACGAGGGUCUGGGAUUCAGGUCAUGGUCGGGAUUCCCAAUGAUAUGCUGGAGGCUCUCUCUCGAAGUAAGCAAGCUGCUGAAAAUUGGGUAGCAAAGAAUCUCUCUUCCCAUCUCUCCAAUGGCGUCGACAUCAGGUAUGUAGCAGUUGGGAACGAAGCAUUUCUAAAAGCUCUGAAUGGAACUUACAUGGGAUCAACGCUUCCUGCUCUUCAAAACAUCCAGUCAGCCAUAUCCAAAGCCGGACUAACCAGCCGGGUUAAAGUCACGACCCCACUCAACGCAGACGUUUAUCAGAGCCUUUCAAACCGGCCGUCUGAUGCAGACUUCCGAUCAGACAUCCACGACCUCAUGAUGUCGAUCGUCAAGUUCCUGAGCGACAAUGGAUCCCCCUUCACAGUCAACAUCUACCCGUUCAUAAGUCUCUACUCCGACCCGAGCUUCCCGGUUGAGUUUGCAUUCUUCGACACCAACAACACUGGUGCUGCUCCUAUUGAUGAUGGAGGGACAAUCUACACCAACGUCUUUGACGCGAACCACGACACCCUUGUCCGCGCCCUGCAGAAAAAUGGGUACGGUAACUUGUCCAUAAUCAUUGGAGAGAUCGGGUGGCCAACCGAUGGAGACAGGAAUGCAAACCUCAACUAUGCUCAGCGGUUCAACCAAGGUUUCAUGACCCGUGUCAAUUCAGGGCAGGGGACUCCAUUGAGGCCAGGACCUGUGGAUGCUUAUCUUUUCAGUCUAGUAGAUGAAGAUGCAAAGAGCAUCGAGCCGGGCAACUUCGAGCGUCACUGGGGGAUGUUUUACUUCGAUGGACAACCGAAGUACCAACUUCAGCUCGGGGCAGCCAAUUCGAAUGGUCUAGUGCCAGCAAAAGGCGUUCGAUAUCUGCCUCAGAAAUGGUGCGUGAUGUCCCAAGACGCAAGCCUUGAUAACCCGGAAGUUGCACCGAGCGUGAGCUAUGCUUGUGCUAAUGCAGACUGCACGAGCUUGGGGUACGGGACAUCAUGCUCGAAUCUGGACCCGAAGCAGAACAUAUCUUAUGCUUACAAUGACUACUAUCAGCAGAACGACCAGCUGGAAACUGCGUGCAAGUUCCCGAAUGGUCUCUCGACUGUGGUGGCUCAGGACCCUUCAGUUGGAGAAUGCAGGUUCAGGGUAAUGAUACAAAUGGACCCUGAAACGUGGUCUUCCGAGUCCGAUUCGACUUACUCGAUCAACCAUGCUCCUCUCGGCUCUGCAAUCUCUAUCUUUGUUGUGUUUGUGCUAAUGUUGAUAUGAGUCUCUCAUUGUACAAAAAGAUACCGUCUAUAGACUCUACUCCUACAUCUUGAUAUCUCUGCGGGAGGCAUCUCCUUAUUCCAAUGUAAUCAAAGUUCUUGAGGGAAGUAUUUGAUAUAUUACCGGGUUACGGGCAAUUCAAGCGGAAGAUUGACGACCUUUGGAGAGAAGGAUGGUGGAGUGAAGGUUGAUCGCAUCUUGGUACUGGAGAACAGGCCUUGCUUCCGCAGUCCUUUAAGUUAAAGGAAAUGUUCAACUUUGGAGCAGAAAUUGAGAUCUCGUCUCCUGGGUUUCGUCAAUUCAGGAGCGGCAAUCAAUCCCAAAUCGACGAGAACAUCCACGCUCGUGAUUCCGCAUUCUGCAGCUGGGGAGCGGCGGAGAUCAGCAGACUGCCGCCCUCAUCGCCGGAAUCUAUUGUCAUGACUGAGAGCGUGGUCGGUCUUAGGGUUUGCAGGUGCCGGAGAGGCCGGGGGGAGGGCCAGGAAGGAAUGAGAUGAAUCAUGAAUGGCUUGUCGUUGAAGACGAAGUGAGAAGAGAACGGGGUUCCAUCGCCGGGAGACGGCGGCGGUUUCUGUGUCGUUGGCGAGAGAAAGGAUGUGGUUGCGAACUUCAUCUGAGUAGCCUACUGAAUGCGCGUCUGCUUCGGAUUCUUCUGUAAUCCCGGCAGGUUCUUCGUGUCGCGUCGCCAUUUAUUCACUUGUUUUGGGAUUUGGGAUGCGGUGAUCGCAUUUGCUCCAGCCGAACCCGGAGCAGGUGUUUAA
Molecule: messenger RNA, 2720 nt
Organism: Linum tenue
Lineage: Eukaryota; Viridiplantae; Streptophyta; Magnoliopsida; Malpighiales; Linaceae
Source: the annotation of a GenBank genome assembly